UUGAUUAUGAAUUUAAAAUGACGUUAAAGAAUUCAGAGAAAAUCGGAAUACUUGACAAUCAGCUGUAGUGUGAGUCUCACUUUAUAGAAGUUUACCGCCUUACUUGCGCACUAAGUUUGUCUGAGCCGAAGAACAGAAUGAACAACUUAGGGUCCAAUCUGGAUAAUGAAAUCAACAAUUCCGAGGAGGGAAAUGCAGGUGCAAGAGAAAUAUUAGAUGAAAGUUCUUCAUCUACAUCAUAUGUAGCAGCCUUAAAUUUACUUUCCUCCAUCAUUACCCCCCGCACAUGUGCAGAUGAAACAGGCAACAAUUUCCCAAUCAUGUAUGAGUAUCUAAAAAUACUAGACUUGGAGGACUCUCUAUCACAGUUGAAAGUUAUCCAUAUUGCUGGAACUAAGGGGAAGGGUUCUACAUGCACUUUUGUAGAGAGUAUACUACGUGCUUAUGGCUUUCGAACCGGACUCUAUACAUCUCCCCAUCUUAUAAGCAUCUGUGAAAGAUAUCGCCUUGAUGGAUUGAAGGUAUCUGAAGAAAAGUUUCUGAAUCACUUUUGGUGGUGUUGGAAUCGUUUAAAGGAAAACUCUAUGGAAGACAUACAUUUUUUCCGAUUCUUAACUCUUGUUGCCUUCAAGAUAUUUACAGAAGAGAAGGUUGAUGUUGCUAUUUUGGAAGUGGGGUUGGGAGGCAAAUUUGAUGCAACAAAUGUGGUAAAUUCACCAGUUGUUUGUGGAAUCUCUUCAUUAGGAUAUGACCAUAUGGAGAUAUUAGGUAAUACACUCACACAAAUUGCUCGAGAGAAAGCUGGAAUAAUGAAGCCUGGAGUUCCAGUAUUCACUGUGCCUCAACCUGAAGAUGCAAGGAGAGUUCUUGAGGAUGUUGCAUCUGAGUUAUUGGUACCUCUCCAUGUAGUAUCACCAUUAGAUCCUGCUACAUUGGGUGGUUUGAAUCUCGGUUUGGCUGGUGAUCACCAGUGUAUAAAUGCAGGCCUAGCUGUUGCCCUCUGUUGUUCUUGGCUUAGGAGAACUGGACAUUUGGAAGAAUUUAAUCCGCAAGAAAGUGCAAUUGGUGAAGGAUACUUACCAGAUUCCUUUGUCAAAGGGCUUGUAAUGGCUAAUAUUGAAGGACGUGCACAGAUUAUUCACGAUUCAUAUGUGAAGCAACGUGUUCAGUGUAAUAUGGAAGAAGCUGGUAAUGCCGAUUUCAGUGAGCUGAUUUUCUAUUUGGAUGGAGCUCACACUCCAGAAAGCAUGGAUACAUGUGCCAAGUGGUUUUCUUCUGCAAUUAAAAUGGAUACCAAGUCUCAUGUACAGACCAGAGAAAUACAUAAGGAAACCCAAAAUGGCUUCACUGAAUUUAUAUCAAAUUUUGACCAUCAGCAGCACAGUAUUAAAAACUCUAAAAUGAGUUCAAAACAGGUCUUGCUAUUUAACUGUUCGUCUGAGAGGGAUCCUCAAUUACUUCUCUCACAACUCGUCAAUACUUGUAUUCUCCAUGGAGUGAACUUCAACAGAGCUAUUUUUGUUCCAAGUCAUUCAUCUUUUACUCAAUUUGUUUCCAGUACAUCAACAAGACACGAUUCUACAAAAGUUGACCUUACAUGGCAGUUAUCCCUUCAGAGAACAUGGGAAAAUGUUAUCUGUGGAUGCAGAGAAAUAACAAAAAAUGAUCAAGAGAUAGGGCCACGCUUUUCAGCAAUGCCACCUUGUGAUUUUUUUCUAAGCGAACCUUCAAUGGAGAAUACUAAAGAUCAUCUUAUCAGCGCAGUAUUGCCUUCUGUCCCACUGACUAUCAAGUGGCUCAGAGAAUGUGUUGGGCAAAGCCACUCAUUGCGGUUACAGGUUCUUGUGACUGGCUCGCUGCAUCUCAUUGGAGAUGUAUUGAGGACGCUGAAAGAGUGACUCAGCUUAACAAGUGCCAAUACCGUGCAACAGAGGUUGAGAGCCCUUGGGGAAUCAUUUGAUUAAUGCUUAUUGCUUAUUUAUUCUUGUUUUUAUUAAAAAAUUAAAAAUAAAGGAACCAAAAAUAUGAUUUAAGGACUGGUUAUGAAUAGUCCAUUUUUUGUUUAACCAGUUUAUUUCAGUUAAUUUGAGGGAUUUUGCCUGCGGAGCUUUAUUAAUUGUUUCUGCACCAUGCAACCCAUGGUCACGACUUUCUAUUUUCAUGAUGCUAUAUUAAUUUGAAUUUGAAUAAAUAAACAUGAUGGAGUGAGGAAGAUUAAACUUCCAGUCCUAAAACUCAAAGAAGAAACGAUCUCGAGAGACUAAUGGCGAAACUAUGAACGAAUAUAAAGCAGCUUUCACAACAAUUAACAUGCUCCAUUGUAAACCAGUUCUGAACCUUAGAUUGUAAGAGGGAAAAACCAUGAUAAGAUGCAAAAUAAUGUAACCAUACCAGGUUUAAGGUGUUA
Cryptomeria japonica (Japanese cedar) is the source of this 2407-nucleotide messenger RNA. RefSeq names its product folylpolyglutamate synthase. Gene Ontology annotation, molecular function: tetrahydrofolylpolyglutamate synthase activity; ATP binding. The record is from RefSeq and is a predicted model, not a curated record. The coding region runs from base 138 to 1898 and encodes 586 amino acids. Gene Ontology annotation, biological process: tetrahydrofolylpolyglutamate biosynthetic process. The transcript is spliced from 17 exons. Lineage: Eukaryota; Viridiplantae; Streptophyta; Pinopsida; Cupressales; Cupressaceae. Gene Ontology annotation, cellular component: cytoplasm; mitochondrion; cytosol.